UGAGCCCAGCCUGCCUUCACACCUGAACAAAAGUAAACAGCUGUAUACUCUUGGACGUCCGAAUUUUUACACAAGGAUGUAACAGUGGUGCUUGAACAGCAAAGGACUUUUACUUUUACCUCACCAGCUGUUACUCUGUGCAGCCACCUCAAGCACCCUAUAGAACCUUACCAUGUCAAGGAAACAGACAGGGAAGCCAGUGCGUGGGAACAGAAAAUAUGAUUUGGAGAGGAAGCGGGAUGAGCGGGCUGCCCGCAGGGCACUGGCCAAAGACCGGAAGAAUCGUCCGCGAGGAGAGGAUGAAGGAGAGGAAUUUGUCAGCUUCUCUAAUCAGCUCCAGGCUCUUGGACUUAAAUUAAGGGAGAUUCCUGGAGAUGGGAACUGUUUGUUCCGUGCCCUUGGAGACCAACUGGAGGGACAUUCCCAGAAUCACCUACGUCUGCGUCAGGAAACUGUUCAGUACAUGAUGUCACACAGACAGGACUUUGAGCCUUUUGUGGAAGACGACGUACCCUUCACACAGCAUUUGUCAAACCUCUCACAGCCAGGCACGUUUGCUGGCAACGAUGCGAUUGUGGCCUUCGCACGAAGUCAUCAGCUCAAAGUAGUUAUCCAUCAGCUGAAUGCUCCACUAUGGGAGAUAAAUGGCGCGGAGAAGCCUCUUUGUCGAGAACUUCACAUUGCAUAUCGCUAUGGUGAUCACUAUGACAGCGUCCGGCAUAUCGGUGAUAAUUCUGAGAGCCCAGCACAUUUACGCAUUGAGAAUCUGAAUAAUUCAAGACAGUUGGGUGAUGGUCAGAGAGAGAGACAGAGAGCCCCCUCCCUCUCUCAGUUGCCCUCUGAGGAUGAAGAAGUGAUCUUAAGCUCCUUCCUGAACAGUAACUCCAACAGUCAGUCAAGCUGUCAAUCACGCCCUCUGCUUGCAUGCCCUUGGGAUAACUCUUGCUCUUUGUCAAUGCUUUUUUUGUUGUUUCUCACAGGUCAAGGAGAGAAUCUGUGUCAAUCAAGUGCCACAUCACAUGCUGAAUGGCUUGAGCCUGAGCUUAGGAACCAGUCAUCUAAUGUUCUCUGUGACUCAAGAACAGAGACACGCCCUCUGUGUCAAGGAAUGCCAACAGAAUGUAGUGUCAAUCUUUCUCCACCAGAAGGCAGUACAUCACACAAACCCAGGAUUUCAAACAAACAAAGGAAAGAGCAGCAGCGUUUGGAAAAAAAGAAGAGACAGGAGGAGAGACACAGACAAAAGGUCCUUCAGGGUAAAACAUCACAUGACCAGAAUCAGAACCUGCCUGAACCUGUCACCCUCGUGCCAGCCCUCAAUACUCUAAGCAUCUAGAGCAAUCACGGACAACAUUGCCUUGAAUCCAGUGCUUCGGCAAUAGAAAGCAAUCAAAACGUUUCAGAAACCUCCGACUGUUUUCCAUGUACAGUCAGUUCUUUUGUGUAGCCAAGCAUGUGUACAGAUUUAGAUGCUGUUGACUUUGAAUGAUGUAUGUUUGAUGUAAGAAAGGCAUUUUGCAUACGUUUUUCUGUUGGAUUUAGUCUUUUGGUCUCAUACAGCCAUAUACACUCUUAUAAAAGUCUGAUAUGGUCAGGUUUGGGGAAAAUUCACUUAAAGUUAAACUUUAAUUUAGAUUAAUUUCAGUUUAUUUUAUCAGACAUCUGCCAAAGAGUAUUUACAAAGUGUAUCCAGACAAGCGAGAAGAGUCUAAAUCCAAGUUUAAUGAUGGUCUGAGAUUGAAAGGACUUGUUUUGGUUUGUGAGGAAUUUCUGCAGUUUACUACGUGCCUGGAUUUUGUUGCAUGCUCCUCAGAAUUUCUGUAGCUUAAGUUAUUGAAACAAUUUUGAAUGAUGAUGGAUGCUUGUUGUCGCUUUGUUUUUGGAAUGAAGUGCAAUCUGGUAAUAAAUGAGAAUAUUUGCAAGA
Messenger RNA from Chanos chanos (milkfish), 1924 nucleotides. RefSeq names its product OTU deubiquitinase 3 (gene otud3). Bases 173 to 1336 code for a protein of 387 amino acids. The transcript has 7 exons. Gene Ontology annotation, biological process: protein stabilization; protein K48-linked deubiquitination; protein K6-linked deubiquitination. NCBI's taxonomy places the organism in Eukaryota, Metazoa, Chordata, Actinopteri, Gonorynchiformes, Chanidae. Gene Ontology annotation, molecular function: cysteine-type deubiquitinase activity. The record is from RefSeq and is a predicted model, not a curated record.